Molecule: messenger RNA, 812 nt
Organism: Onychostruthus taczanowskii (white-rumped snowfinch)
Lineage: Eukaryota; Metazoa; Chordata; Aves; Passeriformes; Passeridae
Gene: TMEM269
Product: transmembrane protein 269
Exons: 6
Coding region: 1-789 (262 amino acids)
Biological process (GO): phospholipid biosynthetic process
Cellular component (GO): membrane
Molecular function (GO): phosphotransferase activity, for other substituted phosphate groups
Source: RefSeq, a predicted model, not a curated record
AUGGCCGUGGCCCUCCUGUCCUGGCUGUCGCUUCGCAACCGCCGGCACCAGCGCCCCCUCCCUGGUUGGAACACGCUGGGGGUUGUAGGUAUUUUCCAGUCCACCAAGAAGCUGGUGCUGAGCGAGCAAGCGGGACGGGGCCGGGCACUGGAAUUCCUCCGGAAAAACGCGGCCAACGGGCUCUCCGUGGCCAACCUCCUGGCUGGGCUCUCCUCCAUCCUCUGCAGCGUCAACAGGCAAUACCAGUACUCCUGCUGGCUGCUGCUCCUGGGCUUCCUGCUGGAUCUGGCCGACGGGGCCGUGGCCCGGCAGCUCGACGCCUGCUCGGCACUGGGUGCCAAGCUGGAUGACUUUGCCGAUUUCACCACGUUCGGGCUGGGCACGGCGCUGUUGCUGCAGCCCCAGGGUGUGCUGGGGGGGCUGCUGACCCUCGCCUACGUGCUGGCCGUCUUCGCCCGCCUCUGCUUCUUCUCCAGCGGGAUCCCCUUCACCUACCGAGGGCUGCCCUGCCCCUACGCCUCGGCGCUGCUGGUCAGCACCUUCCUGCUCACCGGGGGACACGUGGCCCUGCUCCGCGUCGCCGCGGCUGCCAUGGUCCUGUUCAUGGCCGACUGCGGCUUCUACCCCCACGACAGGGUGCUGGAGUCACAGCUCUGGAAGAAACUGGUUUAUGCUGGAGGGGUGGUGGCUGUCCUGCUGGCACCGACGGCGGUGGCUGCGGUUUAUUGCCUGGCCUGGGCCACGUCCUACAUCGUCUUCCCCUUCGCCCUCUGGAGCUGCAAGGCCUGAGCCCUCCCUAGAGCCUAGUAAAG